UUUUUUGUGACAUUGCAUUUGACAGCGACUUUAUUAUAGACAGCUAAUUUUUAAUGCAAACGUUGAAUAAUUAAAACUUGAGCAAAAUAAAUAAUUUAUUGUAAUAGAAACAAUAUAAAAUGUCAGCAACAGAUCAAAUGAGAGCUAUGCUCGACCAGUUGAUGGGCACUACACGUAAUGGGGAAGAUGGUCGAGGACUUAAAUUUUCGGACCCCCGUGUUUGUAAAAGUUUUUUAUUGGAUUGCUGUCCGCACGAUAUUCUGGCAUCCACUCGAAUGGAUUUGGGAGAAUGCCCAAAGGUACACGAUUUAGCAUUUCGAGCAGAUUACCAAAGCGCAGCAAAAUCUCGAGACUACUAUUAUGAUAUUGAGGCUAUGGAGCAUUUGCAAGCAUUUAUCGCGGACUGUGAUAGACGAACGGAAGCAGCCAAACAGCGCCUUAAAGAAACACAAGAAGAACUGACCGCAGAAGUAGCAGAAAAAGCAAAUGCUGUACAUGCUUUGGCCGAGGAGAUUGGUAAAAAGCUAGCCAAAGCAGAGGCGCUAGGAGAAGCGGGUGAAGUUGAGGAGAGUAUGUCACUCAUGAAAGAAAUAGAUGAGCUGCGAGCUAAGAAAAUUAAAGCAGAACACGAGUACCGCACAUCAAUGCCAGCAUCAACAUACCAACAGCAAAAGUUGCGAGUUUGUGAAGUAUGCUCGGCCUACCUGGGUAUCCAUGAUAACGAUAUCAGACUAGCAGAUCAUUUUGGCGGUAAGUUGCAUUUGGGAUUUUUAACCAUAAGAGAAAAAUUAGCCGAACUGGAGAAGACAGCCGGUCCCCGCAAGGCUGAACUGAAGCGUACUGGCAAGAUCCAUGAACGCGAUGAUGAUCGAUCCCGUUCACGUUUCUUUGUCGGUGGCCGUGAAUUAGAUCGCCGUUCACGUGUUCAUCGGUCUCGAUCUCGCGAACGUCGUCGUGGCGAAGGCCCAAGCACGACCAGUCGUUCUGAACGUUCUGAUCGUCCUGAUCGUAGGGAACGGGAACAACGUGAUAAUGAUUCUGAUCGCAAUAGGAACAGUAGCCGCGGAGCGCCUGAUCGUAGAAGAACGCGGUCUCGCUCCCGAGGACGUAAUUUCAAUUCUCGGCGAAGAUCACAUUCUCGUGAUCGCCAACGUCGUUAGUUCAAACAUAAUUACACUUACAACAGAUUGCUGGAAAUGUCGUACAGAAAAUUCAUUUGGCAAAAGGAGAGACAUCCAGUAGCAGAUGCAGUUUCGACACUGACGAAACAUUUUUUACCCUUGGCGUCAUUUAUAUAGCACGUAUGUAAAUUUCGAAUUGCUUUUAAAUUCACAAACUUAACGUUGUUUAAUAAUUAUUAUAUUUUUUAAUUUUCUAAGCAAACAAACAGAACUUAAUUUUUCUCUUAGAUUUAAAUGUAUUCACUUCACUUCUAUACUUUCUACACAAUUGGACAAUUUGAUAUCAUGAAUUAUGUUGUAAUAAAGCAAAAUAACGUUUCUUUAGAUAAUGGAAGGAAUUGAAAAAAAAAACAAUACAGAAACAUUUGAUGCAUAUAAAUUUCAUAGACAAAUAGCAAACUGUACGUAUUUAAAACAAAAAAAAUCUUAAUCCAACAUUGGGUAUGUACAGUUUGAUUUUAUUUUACGGGAACAACUGUAGAACAUAAACUAUGUAUUUUUGGGAACUUGAUAAUUUUAAUUAACAACCAUUUAUUCUUUCAUAUUAAAAUAAGCCAUCUAUCCACGGCCAAGCUAGCCCAACAGCGAGUUGGUUAUUAGAUAAACCAUCAAUCGAAAUUAGUGCUGAUUUUUGGUAAGGAACUAAGAAACAAAA
Messenger RNA from Calliphora vicina (urban bluebottle blowfly), 1836 nucleotides. Its product is annotated as putative RNA-binding protein Luc7-like 2. Gene Ontology annotation, biological process: mRNA splice site recognition. The transcript is spliced from 2 exons. Lineage: Eukaryota; Metazoa; Arthropoda; Insecta; Diptera; Calliphoridae. Gene Ontology annotation, cellular component: U2-type prespliceosome; U1 snRNP. Bases 120 to 1160 code for a protein of 346 amino acids. Gene Ontology annotation, molecular function: mRNA binding. The record is from RefSeq and is a predicted model, not a curated record.